Molecule: messenger RNA, 3334 nt
Organism: Panthera uncia (snow leopard)
Lineage: Eukaryota; Metazoa; Chordata; Mammalia; Carnivora; Felidae
Gene: TTC24
Product: tetratricopeptide repeat domain 24
Exons: 10
Coding region: 71-2125 (684 amino acids)
Molecular function (GO): protein binding
Source: RefSeq, a predicted model, not a curated record
GGCUUUCUGUUACUUGAACCGGGUCCUGAAGGAGGACAGAGAACGAGUUGGGACGUUGGAGUAAGGGCUGAUGUGGCGCCCAGUAGGGGUGCGGAAGCGGAGUGCGGCGGCAGCGAGGAGUCCUUACGGCCCUGGGGGCGGGGUUAGAGCUGAAUCACCCGAGAGGGAGCCUGCUUUGGAGGAAGCCCAGGGUGACAUAUUGACCCCCCUGCUCCCCAGUGUCAGCACGAUGUCUUCCUCCAACCCUGAGGAUACCCGCCGAGAGCCUGAGUCUGAGCCUGAACCCUCAACCUCCAAGCAGAAACGGAGGGGAAAGCGGCCACAGCAAGAGGCCAGCGUCCACGCCCUCACCAGGGCUGGCCACGGGGCGCUCCUGGCUGGCCGGAACCACGAAGCCCUGACCAUCUUCCAGAGGGCCUUCGUCCUGGCCUCGGAGGCCCCGCAAACUCGCGACACCCCUGUUCUCCGGGCCUGUGCCUUCAACCUGGGGGCUGCCUACGUGGAGACCGGGGACCCAGCCCGGGGCCUCGAGCUGCUCCUGAGAGCCCGACCUGAGGAGAAGGCGCAGGGCAGGCGUCAUGGCGACCAGUGUUUCAAUGUGGCUUUGGCCUACCACGCCCUGGGCGACCUGCCUCAAGCUUUGGCCUGGUACCACAGGGCCCUGGGUCACUACCAGCCGCUAGGCGACCAUGGGCAAGUCCAGGCAAAAAUGGGAGCCUGCUACCAGGCUCUGGGACAGCCUGAGCUGGCAGCCCACUGUCUGCAGGAGGCAAGCCGGGCCUACGCCCAAGCAGGGCAGCCCCAGGCUGCGGCCUUGGCCUUGGGGGCUGCGGCGGGGUGUAUGCUGAAGAGCGGGCGGCAUGGGGUGGGCGCGGUGACGCGGGUGCUGGAGGAGAGCCGGAGGCUUGCUGAGAGGAGCCCUGAGCACAGACUGCUGGGGCAUCUCUAUAACGACCUAGGCCUGAGCUACUGCCAGCUCCAGCUGUUUCCGCUUGCAGCGGAGGCCUUCCUGCGGGCCCUGCCCCUGUGUCGCGGGCCGGGAGAGGAGGCCACGGUGCUGAGGAACCUCGGGACGGCCCACAGUGCCCUCGGCAACUACCGGCAAGCCCGGGAGUGUCACCAGAAGGCUGCUGACCUGCAUGGCUCUGGGGGGCAGCGGCGGGAGCAGGGCCGGAGCUUUGGCAGCCUGGCAUUUGUACUGAGCCAGCUGGGGGACCACAGGGCAGCCAGAGACAACUACCUACACGCCCUGCAGGCGGCCCGGGACACUGGGGACACGAAGGGCCAAUGGCAGGCCUGCGAGGGGCUGGGGGCUGCCGCAGCCAGACUGGGGCAGCACGACCAGGCCUUGACGUACUAUAAGGAGGCGCUGGCUCGGAGUCAGAAGGAGCCAGACUCUGUGCGGGACCGGCUGGUGGCCAAGCUGGCGGACGCCAUGAGGACCCACCUGGCCCGGGCCGGGCUCGUCCCCACACACACCCUGACUUGGGCUCCAGGGAGGCCCCAGGCUCCAGGAGGGCCGGGAAGGGGCAGAGUGGAAGUGAGGCACAGGUCUUCGGGUGGGUGGGAGGAAGAGGAAUUGGAGGAGGGCCAGGAGGAGAGAGAGGACCAGGCCCCACCGGAUGUCCCCGCGGCGUCUUGGGCGCAGAGGCUGGAGUGUGAGUGGCAGCAGGCUGUCCCUAGCUGUGCAUCUCCUACCUGGACACGGGAGCACUCUCUCCCCCACGUUGGUUUCCUGGAUGCCCCGCCUCCCCCUGGGUCUGCCGCUGACUGUGCCGUCCUCCGGGCAGCAGUGGGCGGUGGGCGGCCCAGCUUUGCCAAGCGCCUGCCCCGAACGCACCCCGACACGCACCCUCCUUGUUCUUCUCCCAAAGUUUUCUCUUUGCACCAUGUGGUUCUUGGCGCAGAGAGGCCUGUGAUGAGUGUGCCCGUCCCUCUCCAUCCAGGUCCAGGAUCCGGGGCCCAUCUCCCGCUUGGAGGCCAAGGCCCCCUCCGAAUGGAGCAUCCUGGCAUUCUGGUCCCCAGUGGCCCCCAAGUCAAUAGGUCGCCCGGAUGGCCCAGGGAAACCCCAAGCAGGAACCCUCAGAGGAGACUCGCCAAGUCUGGGUUCUGUACGAUCAUGUGACUCCACUCUGCUGGCCCGGAACGCGGCCUCUGUGCUUCCUCCGCAACACUCAAACGUUCCGGGUUUCUGGGACCAAGCCUCUUCCCGGGGGUUCAGCGCUGCAUGGACACGUGAUGUGCCACCAACGACAGAUGGGCCGUUGUGCGCAUUGAACAAGGGCUUGGCGGUCUCGGCACUGAGAUGUUCAGUUUGCUCCUCGCUGGAAGUUUGGGGCUCAGGGGGCUAAAGGAAAGAGGAACGUGGACAGUGAAUUUCCUUCUGGAUCCAAACCUCAUGAUUGCUAAGGCCCCUGCCAGUUCCAAAAGCUGUGACAUGUUGGCCAAGAGGCUUUGCAGUCACUGACGUCUCCAGACGUCUAUUUUCUCGAAUGGGAAACGGGGAUAUAGCCCGAGAGAGGACACCUCUGAACGCACUGCUGUACCGUCGGGGGUUUGGGAGGCAGCCCCGCAGGCCUGUGGGACAGCCGCGAUGAGCGGUCACACGGCGGUCACACAGGGCACAAACCACACGGUGCUUCCUCCUGCAGUCCUCACAGUGGAUGACCCCCUUUCCCAGAUGUGGAAAAGACAGCACCAGGGUUAAUGAGUUUGUCCUCUCAGGCUACACCACUAGGCAGUGGGGAAGCCGGGACUCAAACCCAGGCCGUCAACACCUUCUAGAACGCGGGGCAGUUCCGCGCCUCCACCCCCGCCCCGGUCAUGCUGGUGCUUACCAAGAGCUGACCGUGUCGGUACCAAAUGUGCUUACGCUGGCGUAUGUGUUAUUGCAAUUUGUCAUUUAAUUAAAUAUCAUGCAAACUGGUGAACCAAGUGUGAAAACAAGCACUGUUUCUAUGAAAACUAAGUCGAAUCCUUAGAAGUCUUGAUUAAGGUGACUCAAUUCAAAAACUACUAUUGAAUUAGAUGGGACCAAGACAAUUAUCACGUUUGGCUGCAAAAUAAUAAAAGUCUAGAUGAAUUUUGCUCUUAGAUUGCUUCAACCACGCCACUCGCUGUUCGCCCCCGUGAGCAAACUGGAAAUCGCAGGUGGUCCAUUUAUGCGCGAAGGAUGAAGAAGUCAGUCGCGGCCUGUUCUCCAAGAAGAGACCCUGGCCACACUUUGACAGAUGGCAGAUGAAUGUAUUUUUUUUGUUUUAAGUUGAAAUAAAAGAACCCAUUCCAGGUCGUGUCCGAGAAGAGGGUUUCCACUACACCGGGAACUCCUCACCGU